Alosa sapidissima (American shad) is the source of this 5249-nucleotide messenger RNA. RefSeq names its product retinoic acid-induced protein 2. Bases 428 to 2134 code for a protein of 568 amino acids. The record is from RefSeq and is a predicted model, not a curated record. Lineage: Eukaryota; Metazoa; Chordata; Actinopteri; Clupeiformes; Clupeidae. The transcript is spliced from 2 exons. Gene Ontology annotation, cellular component: nucleus. Gene Ontology annotation, biological process: animal organ development.
AGAGCGAGUUUCCUUGCAGCAGCAUCGGGACUAUUUAGCCGUAGUGUCCAUCAGCCCCGCUUUUGUCAGCAAUCAUAUGCGUUGUACCCUAUAUCCACUGCUUGGUGCACAGUGGUCUGGCCUGGACGUCAACGUGUAUUUUCUGUGCACAGUCAGAAACUGUCGCGGUGUCGCAGACUUGAGGGAAAACGAGCAAUUGGUGGUGCUGCGCGGAUGCAUGAAACGGAGACGGAGAGAAGCCUGGAAUAAUGCGUGAUUAAGGAUAUCCCCGAUUGCUUGCCGUUAUUUUGAGGCUGGACCUGAAAACCAACUGAAGGGUAGGCUGUGAGUUUCUGAUGAUUGACAAAGACCACCUUCAGAAAAGUGAAGGAAUAUCAUGCAUUUGUCACCCACCAGCAGCUGAAGAAGAUCUCAAUAACCAGAGGCCAUGGAGGACCCCUACAAGGACAGCAUUCCUGUGGACAUGGGGAGCACGCAAGGCGAAAUGUGCUCCACUGGAGGAACCGUAGGAGAGGGCAUUGGUAAAUUAGAAGAUGACGGGAAUCCUGUCAUUCCUAACGAGGCAUGGAAUGUUGGCUCACCAACCUUGACCAAGAGGUCCCUCUCGCCAAUGUUGGGUGUGCCUGGCACGACGCCUGUUGUAACUCAGACAGCUGACUCGCCAGGAGGGGUUGCUCUCAAAAUGGCCACCACGGUUCUUCAGCCCAUCUGCCUGGGGGACAGUCCAAUGAUGUUGCCUAUUCUGGCAGGCACAGCUGGCCCACAGGUGGCGCAACCAGGCACAGCGCCAUACUUGGUCACCGCCCAAGGUCCCGUCUCCCUGCCUCUGGUGCUGGAGCAGCAGGUCUUCCAGCACCUAACGCCGCAGCUCCUGCAGCAAGCAGGCUGUCCUACCCUCUCCUUACCAAACAACAUCUUGUGCCAGAAUGCCUCGUUGGCACUCGCACCACCCCCAUCGUUGGAUCAGAAAGGAGCAGCUCCCAUGUUGGACCAGAGCUUGCUCACCCUUCUGCAGAACCCCAACUUUGCUGCUAUCCUGCAGGACCUCUUCCCUUCCCAGGCGAACCCUUCGCCCACCUGUCAUUCUGCUGGUUCCCCCCAGCCGGACCUUUUCUCGACUGGAUUCUUCCCACCACCACCCCUUUCCCACCCCUACAGCUCCCCACUGGCUACCCUGAUGCCUCCACCCACCCUGCUGGUCCCCUAUCCCAUCGUCGUCCCUCUACCAGUGCCUCUUCCUAUCCCAAUUCCCAUCCCUAUCCCUGUCCCGCAGCAGGCAGAGGACUCCAAAGUGGCUCCAGACCCCCCAAAGCCAGUGUGUACUUUGAGCCAGGGUACGCAGACAUCGACAAAAGAUUUUGGCCUUAGCAUGCCAUCACCUAGUGUUGAGACUGGCCCAUCCAUGCACCUGUCUCCUUUGCCAUCUUGUCUUUCUGUGCCAGAGGGAGAGGUUCUGGACCUGUCGAUCCGGGCACCUCCCAUAAAGACAAAACAGGAAGUGCCAUGCCAACAAGACAGUGUCCUUGACCUGUCCGUUGGUGGCGUUAGAAAGACCUGUAUCCAGUCCUGCAGUUCCAACGGGAGCAUGGAGGGUGAGAGAGAUCGUACCCGUCACUCGGGCGAGGACAUAGGCACGGGAGCUAUAUCUUUAGGGGUGUUGCGGCCAGUGGAGUGCUCUCCCAAGCUGGACUCGAAGCUCCUCAGUGGCCUAGCGUCCUUAGAGUUUAGCCGGCAGCACAAGUGGGUUGUGGAUAGCGCUGGUAGUAGCUCGAUGGCCGGUACAGUCCAUGACGGAGCGCUUGGUGCAGGGGGGAACAUAGAGAUUGUCAGCACUUCACAGACAGCCAAGGUCAUUGUGUCUGUCAAGGAUGCCAUGCCGGCCAUCUUCUGUGGCAAACUGAAGGGUCUCUCUGGCGUCUCCACCAAAAACUUCUCCAUCAAGCGGGAUGCCAGCCAGGGUGGCUACGCGGCCUUGCCCAGGAUGCCGGGGGACCAGCGGGGCAGCGAUUCCAACGACCCACUCAAAAAAAUGUCGAAGAACAGAUCCAUCAAAUUGAAAAAGGUCAGCUCCCAGGAGAUCCACAUUCUCCCAAUAAAGAAACAGCGACUGGCAGCCUUUCUCCCCAGGAAGUGAGGGCACGGCACUGGCAGGUGCUGAGAGAGGGAGAGCAGCGUAGCAUUUUUGGAUUUCGCAGACAUUCAUGACAGCCUUAGAGGGUCCAAACACGAACCAGGCUCUGGGAUACUCUCCAGUCUGUCCAAACAAUUCAGGCCAGUCCAAGCAGUCUUUGGUACACAAGACAGGCACUUGACCCCGUUCUUUAAAACGUAAUCAGUUGCAUGAUUGGAGGGGCUGCGUCGACAACACAGAGAAUGCAUCAAAGGCAAAAAGACACCCGGAAAGGAAAGUUGUGACAGCAGCCAAAUGACACACUGCUGCACAAUUCACUCGAGGUCUCUUCCUGAUGCAUGUGCCUAACAAGCAUUUUCAUUUCGGUCACAUGUAUCCAUGAAUCAUUCAUGAGGCUUAUCCCAGAGUUUAAUCAGACAUUAAUAUUCAUGCGGCUCCGUGCUGAAACUCAGCCAGCUGCCUCGAGCCAUCAGCGGUGAAUUCCUCCAACACCCCCAAACACAUAAUAUCUGAUAUCGCGGGAAUCAAGGGAAAUCCAUAUCACAUAUCUGUUUAACACACAGUCAGCGUGUUAUGAUCUAAAUAUCCAUAUAAUUUUACCUUAUGUGGUUUUAUUUUUUAUUGUGCCUAGGAAAUGAGUGUGUGUGUGGGGUGGGGUGGGGUGGGGGGUUGGCCUUUAAACUUCACCCAUGGUGGGAAAUCGCUGUAUUAAUCAGUGGCUCAGUCAACCGGAGCAUCUUCUUUGAUGCAGAGCGGGCUUAGCAUGGCAGGCUAAUAAUGACUUGGCAGAGGCACGGGCCUCACUUUCAUUAACUUUAAUGAACAUCGGAAAUGGCUGUCAGUGGCAACAAAGCACAGUUUUCAUCAUUUCAUCCUAAAGAAGGGAGAGAAAAGAAAAUGUAUUUUCUUUCCUGCCCCCAAGAAUCGAAACAAAAUUAUCUUCAAGGGCAGAUGGCGAAAAAACACAAAUGAUGAUUUGAUGAUGUGGGUGAGCACACUCCUCUGGUUUUUGUCUAGUUUCCGACCCUGUUCUUUUUUGCAAAGUUACUUUUCAGCGUGAAUGAAAAUAGAUAUUUGAUUGCUAAUUAGGAGCAGUUUCAACAUCAUACAUAUAGACCUUUUCAACCACAAAAAAAUACCACAGAAAUUUCAAGCUUUGACACAAACGUGUCACUUGCAACUAACAGAUAUUUAGCUUGACAGAAUACAAACUUCUCUGAAUAAGGGGGACAUAUGUUUUCAUCUAUAAAAUUUAAUAGACCAUAUGUGAAAACAGAAAUACUGAUUUCCCUGACAGCAUUUGCAAAAUGUAUCAGUUAAGUGAAUCCUGUUCCUGUUCACAUCUGUUAGUUGCAAGUGAUAAAACAAAACAAAAUUUUGCGUGAUACCCAAUUUUGCAAUAUCCAGCAAAGGUCUGCCACUUGCACAGUUUAACAAUACAUUGUCAUUUUUGUGGUUUUCCCCAACUCCAUUGUGAUAUGCCCUUUUCAUUUCUCACUUGUAACAUUGUUUGUGUGUGUGUGUGUGUGUGUGUGUGUCACACUAUGUGAAUCAAAGAAGAUAGACACUCAAUGGUCGGAGACAAAAUGUCGGGCAUGGUGUCUCCUCCCAUCUCUGAAGUGGUAUUUCAUGCCUUCGUCUGUUUCCUCAUGGUCUUACUGUGUAAUCAUGGCAUCUUAUGAUCUCACGGGCUGAUGAGAGACUGAGUGUGUUUAUGUGAGCGUGUUAACCCAAGGCGGAAAGACGUUUCCAUGGCAGCCCAUGCUGUAAUGAAAACUGACAUGUAAAUGUUGGCUUUUGGAAUACAGGGGGGAGGGAGGUGGGGGGUUCAGAAAACUGGGAAGAACUUCAGAUGUUUUCCUCCAAAGAGUGGUAAUUCAAUAUCUGACAUGAAUGGGCGCCUUUAUUUGAUAGAUGUUACAUAAACUUGUGUUGGUAAAUUUCAAAAUGGUCAUGUUUGGAAUUGAAUUACAACACACCAGUUUAUUCCCUCUACCAGCUUAUAUCUCACCUUAAACAGUAUACUCUUAAGCUGGUAAACUAUGGGGCAAUGUGAAAUAAAAUAAAUUGAUGUAAGCUUUGGGCUCAUAGUUUCAACUCUACGCCAAAGAAGUAUUGGUUUGGCCUGGGGUGCACUGUCCAUCAUGUACAUAAUAAUGGCUAUGACUGAAAUGACCUACUGUGAAGUAUGGAAGACAAAAAGGCCAGUUGGUGGUCAUGAAUUAUGGACGUACUAUAAAGUACUAUGCUGAAGUGUCUAUGAAAAAACACCUUUUGCACUGUGGACUUGAUACUGGUGAAUGGAGGGUUUCGUACAGGAUGUUAUUUAUUUCUUUGCUUUGCAGAAAACGUAGACCUGUUGAUGAUGCCAUGUCUGUACUACCGUGUUGAGUGAAUGAAUAAAUCAGUUUCAGAUUUCUGUGAAAUAUCCUGUGAAUCUGUGGCAUAAAUCUGUCAAUCAAAAAACAAACCACUCAGAUCCACUGUGGAAACAGAAACAUGUAUGCAUUUGGGUAUGCUGGUGUAAUGUGCUUGCUAGUUUGAAUGAGCAACUUUUUACAGGGCAGUAAAAAGGAAACAAAUGCCUCAAAGUUCCGUCAAAACUGCUAAUCUUCUCCUCUAGAAAACAACAUAGACUAAAUUAGCAGCAGAUUCCUCCUCCCUUUUCUGGCACAGAAAUGUAAUUAAAAAAAGAAACGGCAAGAUACAAAAAAUAUUUCCUUUCAUCUUCACUGCAUUUAAAUGGGACUCGCGUGUUUUAAAACUUGAAUCUGUGCUGACAGUCUUGCACAUUAGCAGUCAGGUGGCAAGUGUUAAGACUUAGAUAGCUUGCCAUGCCAAGUACGUUUUCCCUUUAUUUUUGACAACCAACAAACAACCACUGCGUCAGAGCCAUAUUUUGCUUUUGCUUUUUGUUUUGAGUAAGGAAGGAGCAUUGAGACUGUUUGUAUACUACGUGAAUUUAUUUAUGUUUCAGGAAGAGUUGUCCUUGAUACUUGUUGUAAUGUACAAGACAUAUUUUGUAGGUAUUGGUAUUUAAGUAUUGAAUGAGGAUUUUCUACAGGUAACCAGAAAAUGAUGACUUUUUGUAAAAAUUAAGUGAAGAAAAAAUGAAUGA